UUCCGCUACUGGUUCUCCAGAACCUGUCGGACCCUGCUGAACGUCACCCCUGGUGUGCAUUACAGUUUUGGAGAAAUUAGAAGCAUUGGAGGCCAAGUGUUACAGUCAAGUCUGCUCUCCUGCAUUGAUCUUGGUUUGCUAAUUGUGGCUGUGUUGUUCCCUAGGAUUACUGUCUCCUUCAAUGUUAAUAACAGCAUUCCACCAAACGUUGAUGAACCCCCAGAAGGACAGAAGGAUAAUGAGGUUGAGAUUAGCCACACCGGAGAAGGGGAAAGUGAUAUGUUUUCCAUCCAAGAAGUCAGUUUCCAGCCUGGUGGAGAUUCAGACUGGCAGGAGAACAACUAUACUCUCAACACUGACUCUCUAGACUGGGCCCUGUAUGACCACCUGAUGGAUUUCUUGGCUGACCGAGGGGUGGACAAUACAUUUGCAGAUGAGCUUGUGAACCUCAGCACAGCCCUGGAGCACAAAGAGUACAUUCGGUUCCUUGAAGAUCUGAAGCAUUUUGUCAAAUGUCAGUAGGCUGAGUGAGCUAUGUGGAGGUCAAUCUAUUCUUUCAAGGGAGUUUGAGAGUGGGCUACUUUUUGCCCUCCCAAACCUGGACUCUAGUUUUAAAACCCCGGAAAACUACAGAAGUGAGGAUUGAAGCUUUUCUUUGGAGUUGAUUAUAUCCGCUCGAGGGUUAGAGGGGGAAUGAGACAUUACAGCCAUUCUGUAACUGUAGGCCGUCCAGCUGUCCACUAGUUUGAGGAGGUUUGUACAGUUUAAAAAGGAAAAUAAAUAAUGUGAAAAUAAA
Messenger RNA from Thamnophis sirtalis, 796 nucleotides. The record is from RefSeq and is a predicted model, not a curated record. Lineage: Eukaryota; Metazoa; Chordata; Lepidosauria; Squamata; Natricidae.